Molecule: messenger RNA, 2424 nt
Organism: Eupeodes corollae
Lineage: Eukaryota; Metazoa; Arthropoda; Insecta; Diptera; Syrphidae
Exons: 4
Coding region: 1-2424 (807 amino acids)
Source: RefSeq, a predicted model, not a curated record
AUGCUUGACCUUGAAAUAUCCAAAACUAAUAAUUCAAUCAAAUUCCCACUCAAAGAUGUACAAGUACAUACUGUGAAAAAUCUGAAUUUACCAGUACAGUCCAUUGAUGUGAAUUUGUUGCAGAAUCACCACAAGCGCUUGAGAGGUCUUCCUAUAAAAUCGUAUACAAAUGCUGAACCAAAACAUCUCAUCGGACUUAACAACUGUCAACUUGGAGUAAGUCUAAAGUCUAAAGAAGGUGAAAGCUAUGAACCAGUAGCAGAAAAAACACGUUUGGGCUGGACAUUAAAAGGUCAAUCAGGCAAUAGUCUAUCUUCUGAAAGUACCAUGAUACACCACGUGUUUCAAAUGUGUGACUGUGAAAUUUCCGAAAAUAGUGAGCUGCUCGAGAUUGUAAAAAACUACAUUUGCUUGGACAACUUAGAUGUUGAUUGCAAUAAGGAUUUGUUUGUGUCAAGAGAGGACCAAUACGCUUACGACCAGCUGAAGAAGAUUACUCAAAAAAUAGAAAACCGAUAUCAGACUGGUUUACUCUGGAAAAAUGCCAACAUGCCUCACCCAGACAGUUUCCCAAUGGCGCUAAGACGAGCCAAGUGCUUACAAGCAAAAAUGUUAAGAAAUCCAGAUUUAGGUUACACGCUGCAAUCUAAAAUCGAAGAUUACGUAGCCAAGGGAUAUGCAAGAAAAUUGAACCCGUGUGAAGUUGAAACAAAAAAAUGUUGGUACUUACACAUAUUUCCGGUGAUUAAUCUAAAUAAACCCGGAAAAAUAAGACUUGUGUGGGAUGCUGCAGCUAAAGUUGAUGGUGUAUCCUUGAAUAGUAUGCUUUUGAAAGGUCCGGACCAUCUAACACCUAUGGUAUCUGCGAUUCGAAAAUUUCGUCAAAGGAAAGUCGCAAUUGGAGGAAUUUGCGCAGAAGAUCAAAAUUAUCAACGUUUUCUUUGGUUUGAGCAAGGUGCUCUAAAACCAUCAGUCUAUGUAAUGUUGGUAAAGACCUUUGGGUCAACUUGUUCGCCAAGCUGUGCUGAAUACAUUAAAAACCUUAAUGCUAAAGAGUUAAAAGAUCGUUUUCCUAGAGCAGUUCAAAGUAUUUUGCAUAACCAUUAUGUAGAUGACAUGUUGGAUAGUGUUGACAGUGAAGAGGAAGCAAUUCAACUCGCACGUGAUGUCCACUACGUUCACUCGCAACGUGGGUUUCAAAUCCGGAACUGGGUAUCAAACUCUAUGACGGUCUUAAGUGCACUCAACACAAAAUCUGCCGAUACAAUUAACUUAAGUUCUGAAAGAGAACUUGCCACAGAAAAUGUGCUUGGGAUGUGGUGGUCAACAUCUGAUGACAGUUUCGUUUUUAAAAUUUCAAAUCGUUACAAAAACGAGGAUGUGCUUCGAGGUCUCCUUGCAUUCUAUGUUAUACACGCCAAAAUAAUUUUUCAAGAAAUAUGGCGUUCUGGAUGUUCAUGGGACGAGUUCGUUCACGAUAAAGAGUAUUCAAAGUGGUUACACUGGAUUCGAUUGUUAACUGAGGUGACAGCUAUGAAAAUACCAAGAUGUUACGUAAGAGCUGAUUUCAAACAUUUUCCAGAGUUUGAGAUUCACAUGUUUGUGGAUGCCAGUGAAGAUGGAUAUGCUGCUGUGAGUUACCUGAGAAGUACCGAUGGAGAUCUGGUCGACUGCGUUUCGCUACGAUGUAAAACUCGAGUAGCCCCUAUAAAACUGAUGUCAAUUCCUCGGUUAGAGCUUCAAGCAGCCGUCAUCGGAGCUCGAUUAGCCAAGAGCCUUCUAGCUACCCAUUCAAUUCAAAUAUCUAAACUAACAUUCUGGUCAGAUUCGCGCACUGUAUUAUCUUGGCUUCGUUCGGAUCACCAUCGCUACAAGCAGUUUGUAGCUUUUCGCAUCAGCGAGAUACUCGAUUUGACGGAAUUAUAUGACUGGCGAUGGAUUUCAACGUCAGAAAACGUAGCUGACGAUGCAACGAAGUGGCAACGGAUUCCUGAUUUUUCAAACGACAGUCGAUGGUUAAAUGGACCAUUUUUCUUAAAACUUAAUUCAAGUGACUGGCCAAAAGAAGAUUACAAAAGUAAAACAACAGAUGAGGAACUUCGCGCCCAAUAUAUGGGAUAUCAUGGGAAAGAUAGUCUGGCUGCACAAUGUGAUGAAUUCAUGGAUGAAAUAUUGGUGCUAUCGAAAGGAAAUGCCAUUAAGAGAUUAAGCUCCAUCUAUAAGCUAUCACCCUACUUGGAUUAUAAUGGCUUACUUCGACUUAGUGGAAGAGUGGCCCUCGAGAACAGAGAUGAUCCUAUCAUAUUGCCUAAGUACCAUCACUGUAAUAACGAAACAGUUGUGAAUGACGUACGGCAAAAAUAUUGGAUUCCACGUCUCAGAGUUAUUCUCCACAAAACUCGACGAGAUCAUUGUCAAUACUGA